Messenger RNA from Symbiodinium sp. CCMP2592, 1089 nucleotides. The record is from the annotation of a GenBank genome assembly. Lineage: Eukaryota; Dinophyceae; Suessiales; Symbiodiniaceae.
AUGAACGAGUUGCAAGCCAAGUUGCUCAAGCGCCGGAGUGUGGUGGAGGAGUGUGGUGCGAACUACGAAAGCGUGCCAACGCUUCGCAAGGAAGAGGAUGCUUUGACGCAGGCAACUACAGUAAGCACUGCGGCAACGCCGCUCAAAACAUGUGCGGCGGUGUUUAAGCGCACACCAAGCCCCUGCGGUGGUGACUUCCAGGCUGCGAUUGAGCGGCGGAGGGCCACAGUCGACGGUGACGGCCAGACCUUCGAGAGCACGCCCACCACAAAGACUGCAGAUGUGACAAGUUCCGCAUCAACGCCGUCUGGCGCCAGCCCAGCAGGCAUCAGGCCUAGCUGCGGCACGGUGGAUUUCAAGAAGCGAAUUGAUCAACAGCGGGCAAGUGUGGAUGGCGGAGCGCAAACGUUCGAGAGCCGACCGAGUGAGCAUUGUGCCGAUGCCGGAAUGGCGGUGCCCAAUGCUGGUGGCUCUGCGGGCCAGGUCUUCGAGAGCACGCCAGAAAAGACAACAGCAGAUUGCGUCUCAAGUAUCCGGAGUACCAUGCAGCUGCCCGAGCUGCCUGAGCUGCAGCUGCCUGCUUCUCCUGUCCAGGAACAGGAGACUGAGGAUCAAGAACAGGAGGAGGAGGCUGGCGAUGACGAGGACGAGGAGGCAGAGGAAGCGGAGGUCUCUGACGGAAGUCCCACCAACCCGGCUGCCGCGACCAAGGAGCCGAAGACGACUCUCACUGCUUCGAACCGCCGAGUCUCGUGGCUGGUGGGCUUAGCCCAUCCGCUACAGGACGAAUUCGAGAGCGACCCGUUUGCUGUAGCUGCACCUGGCUGCAGCACAGUAACUCUCCGCCUCCGCGCCGAUGGGCAGAGGUGUCACCUCGAGCUGUCAGGGCCUGAAGAUGCUUCUGGCUCCUACGAGGUGAAGCUCUUCGUGGGCAAGGGCUGGAGAAAGAAGUCCUUCAGGAUGUGGCAAGCGAACGAAAGCCUUUCGGAAGUGUUUGACACAGAUCUGACGAACCGCAACUCGAUCCUUUGUGGUGUGAUCUUCAAGGACAAGGGGGUCAAACUCAUUCACGACGUCGGCGACCAUUAG